This is a messenger RNA of Aricia agestis (brown argus), 984 nucleotides long. RefSeq lists its product as uncharacterized. The record is from RefSeq and is a predicted model, not a curated record. Lineage: Eukaryota; Metazoa; Arthropoda; Insecta; Lepidoptera; Lycaenidae. The transcript has 8 exons. Bases 22 to 957 code for a protein of 311 amino acids.
CAAAUUUUUUUAAAGAAUAUCAUGCAGAAGCUUGAAUCAAGCCACAAGGAUGACUGGAAGGCGCGAUACAAGAUCCUGUACUCUGCAGGCGGGCAGCGCAAACGUAGUGAGGAGUCACGACGGAUCUCGUUCCUGGGCAGUGAGUCAGGGUCCGCGAUGCUCCUGAAGCUUGCCCAACGAGACCAGAUAGAUCAGAUCAACAGAAACUGCGGUCAGACUUCGUUUAUGCAGCAGAAACGAAGAUAUUCGGACUAUGGGAAUAAGUCGAGUAUAGAUGACACAGAGUUCCUCAGCAUGGUCUGUGCUCACCAUCGCGAGCUGGCGGACGAAGUAUGCGCCGUCCCCGAGCUGGCUGCAGGCAAGAUGGACAUCGCUAGUCAAGAGUGUUGCUCGUUCGGCGCGAGCGUUCGAAGUCUGCGGAGCAUGUCACGGUCCCGCGUGUCACGGAUGUCGACACGCCGUGAUAUGGACAUACCCUCUAUCUUGGCGUUCUCCGCCGCUGCUACUCCACCGAAGGAGCACCUAUCGCAUCCGCUAUUUGAAAAAAUCGAGACUCAGCAACCUUCGACACCGCGCUGGUCCAUCAGAAAGUCCGUGUGCCCAGUCUGCUCGCAGAAAUGGCGUGAUCGGAGUUCUAUAUUCAAAAUUAAAAAUUCCGGCCUGAAGAAGAAUUCUUCGCAUAACAAUUUGCCGUCCAUAAUAGCUCCUGCACGACUGCGUUCGUCGAUUAACAUGGGAUACAAAUUACCAAAUAUCCCAACAACAGUUGAAGAAAGUAGUAGCACUUUAAAAUGUAGGACUAGGAGUAUGAAUGCUUCCUGGCAACUAACUCGAGCCAGAAGAAUAAGACUACCCAAACCUCAAAUGCAGUGUCUAAGCAAAACUGGUCCACCUUGCAAUAAUGCCUUUACAGAAUUAGAUUCUCGUAUUAAUAAAUUUAUGAAGGAUGAUUUUUAAACAUUGAAUAAAGUAUCUUCAUUGAAC